Messenger RNA from Pseudozyma hubeiensis SY62, 882 nucleotides. RefSeq lists its product as hypothetical. NCBI's taxonomy places the organism in Eukaryota, Fungi, Basidiomycota, Ustilaginomycetes, Ustilaginales, Ustilaginaceae. Gene Ontology annotation, biological process: pyridoxine biosynthetic process. Gene Ontology annotation, molecular function: FMN binding; pyridoxamine phosphate oxidase activity. The coding region runs from base 1 to 882 and encodes 293 amino acids. The record is from RefSeq and is a predicted model, not a curated record. The transcript has a single exon.
AUGCUUCUCGCAGUCAACGCGGCUGUUCGACCUAGCUAUCGCCACCUGUUCCCCACACAGCUUGUCUUCGCACGCCCCUUCUCCCUCAGUACUCCAGCUCGUGGCCCAACACCCACCGCAAUCAAGAUGGACGCAAAAGUGGCAUCCAAUGAUGCGACCAAGACGGCGAUCACUUCUCACAACCAGUACAAAACAGAUGGCUUGGAACGAGACGAGCUCUCUCCGAGCCCGAUCGUGCAGUUCAACAACUGGUUUAAACAUGCCAACGAAAAUGGUGUGCCCGAACCCGAAGCCAUGACCAUCUCGACCGUCGCUCUCACCAAUGGAAUCCCACGACCUUCGUCUCGCGUAGUGCUGCUCAAGCAGGUGGACGAGCAGGGUUUCCUAUUCUUCAGCAACUACAGCUCUCGUAAGGGUCGAGAGUUGGAGGCGAAUCCGUACGCUUCGCUUGCGUUCUACUGGAAAGAGCUGUCAAGGUCGGUGCGAGUCUGCGGUCGUGUGGAGAGGCUCAGCAAGGAAGAAUCGAAAUCGUACUAUGACUCGCGACCACUGGGCAGUCGUAUCGGAGCCUGGGCAAGUCCUCAAUCGACAACUAUCGAAUCGAGAAAGGAACUCGAGCAAAAAGUCAAAGCGGUAGAAGACAAAUUCGACGUUCCCGGUGCAGCAGGCUUGGACCCAGCUAACAAGUGGCAAGGAGACGAAAAGAGCGUAGACGUGCCGCUGCCGGAUUUCUGGGGUGGAUAUCGGAUCGUUCCAGACGAGAUCGAGUUCUGGUGUGGUAGACCGAACAGGUUGCACGACAGGUUCAGAUAUACUAGGGGCAUUGAAAGCAAGAUGGCCGCUAACGAGGACAAGUGGACGAUCGACCGCUUGGCUCCUUAG